AUGCCACCUAAUAAAUUUCAUCACAAAGCAAGCACGGACAUCGAUACUAUCAAUAAAACCACUUCCAUCUCAACCAAUCCAUAUUACAAUUAAUAUCUGAAAAGAGCAUCUAAUUCGAGUCAUCAAGAAAAACCUCCUUCUCUAUAAUACAGCAAUUCAAAAUCUAAUUUGAAUCCCAACCAAUCACACGAUUACUCAAUCUAAUUCAAGGUUGGAGGUAAAAACGAUAAAAAAAACGAUUCAAUUAAUGAAACUCAAUUAUCUUAAUUCGUUAAUCCGACUAAACAAUUUGUUUGCAUGAGUCCAGCUCAAAAUCGCGAUAACUCCAUCAUUUUUUAAUCUCCCAAGUAAACACAAUAACCAACAAUCAUAUAAUCCCCUCAACCUUAUAAUUUAAUUAAUACUCCCAUUUAUUAUAAUAAUAAUAAGGGAUCAUAAUCCCAACUCAAACCAAUCAAUUACAACAAUCCCAAUUUAUUAAAUGAGUUUAAACAAUUGCAAGACUCAAAUAACUUAUUGUAACAAAAUAUUCAAUAGAUGGAAAGCGAAGUACAGAGAGGACAAUCUUCAUAGUUUAUUUAGGAAUUAGAAUAAAAAAUUAAUUUAUUAAAAUAGUUAAAUGACAAAUUGCAAUUUGAAAAUUAGUCUCUUAUUGAGUAAACUGAUGUUGCAAGAAUGAAAGAGAAUUUAGAAAAAUCUUAGUAAAUUCGUAAACAAACAUCAUAAUAACUUUAGAGUAUCAAAUCUGAAUAAUAGUAAUACCAAAUGAAAUGUGAUGAAUUACAAAAUAAAUUAGAUCAAUGUGAUGAUUCUUAAAUUAAGGAUUUAGUUAAUGAAUUGGAAAAUAAGGUUUAAAAUCUAAUUGCUGAAAAUGAUAGAUUGAAUCAAUAAUUAUCGUCAAAUUCUAAUUUACAAAUGAUUUCUGAUAUCUCAAGGUUGAAGAAUGAAAUUGACAAUCUGAACAAGCAAUAAUAAUAAUUAAAAAGGGAUGAAGAACAUUUAAAAUUAACAUAUAAAUAAGUUGAAUAGGUUUAUGAACAGAAGAUGACUGAGAAUAUAUAUGCUGAUUUAAAUGAAAAGAUUCAACUAUUGGUUGAAGAAAACGAGAGAUUGCAAUAAGUUAUCAAUGAUUCCGAAUACACUGACUAAGACCUAUAAGAUAUUAAAGCAAGAAUUAAAGUUGUUAAGCAGGAUAAUUUUAAGAUGGAACAGCAAUUAAAAAGAAAAAAUCUUAAAUAAAAUUAUUGA
This is a messenger RNA of Paramecium tetraurelia, 1248 nucleotides long. RefSeq lists its product as uncharacterized. The transcript is spliced from 3 exons. Lineage: Eukaryota; Ciliophora; Oligohymenophorea; Peniculida; Parameciidae. The record is from RefSeq and is a predicted model, not a curated record.